AUGAAGCUGUCCAUCUCGGCCACGGCCGCCCUCCUCCCCGGUGCCCUCGCCCAGGGCAUGCUCCGUUUCGGCUGCUCGCAGCUCGUCAUCGAACGCAUCGACCCCAUUGUCAACCCGGGCCAGGAUCCGUCGUCGCACACCCACCAAGUCGUCGGCGGGAAUUCGUUCAACACUACGAUGGACCCGGCCAACCACGACCCGCCGGCCCUGUCCACCUGCACGUCCUGCACCUACAGCGAAGACUUUUCCAACUACUGGACCGCCAGCAUGUACUUUAAGAGCCCCGAGAACGGCUCCUACCGCCUGGUGCCGCAAAUGGCAAACUACCGCAACCGCAACAGCCCCGAGCUGCUGCAGCAGCAGGGAGGCCUCACCGUCUACUACAUGCAGCCCUUUGGCGGCGCCAGCAAGACCACCGCCUUCAAGCCCGGCUUUCGCAUGAUUGCCGGCAACCCGGCGCUGCGCUCCAGAGCCGGCACGGCCCCGGGCAUCUGCCACCGCUGCAACGGACAGGCCGAGCUCAACGGCCUCGGCGGCGUCCCCUGCGACAGCGGCGACUCGUCCAGCUUCCCGGCCACGCCCUGCCCCGGCGGCAUCCGCGCCACCAUCAUCUUCCCCUCCUGCUGGGACGGCAAGACCCUCGACAGCCCCGACCACCAGAGCCACGUGGCCUACGCCCCCGGCGGCCGCGCCCUGGCCAACGCCGACUGCCCCGCCUCGCACCCCGUCCGCGUGCCCCAGGUCAUGUACGAGGUCAUGUGGGACACCCGCCCCUUCAACGACCCCGCCUACUUUGCCGGCGGCCGCCAGCCCUUUGUCUACUCCUUUGCCGACGCCACCGGCCACGGCCAGCACGGCGACUACCUCUUUGGCUGGAAGGGCGACGCCCUCCAGCGGGGCAUGGACGCCCUGGGCACCAACGGCUGCACCAACGACGUGUGCAGCACCGCGCUCAAAAUCCAGUCGGGCGCCGACGCCAUCGCCUGCACCAAGGCGUCGCAGACCGGCGAGGAUGUCGGCCGCCAGGGCGGCUGGCUGGCCUCUCUGCCGGGGUUUUCCGACAAGGAGGCGAUGUGA
This is a messenger RNA of Sporothrix brasiliensis 5110, 1077 nucleotides long. RefSeq lists its product as uncharacterized. Lineage: Eukaryota; Fungi; Ascomycota; Sordariomycetes; Ophiostomatales; Ophiostomataceae. The record is from RefSeq and is a predicted model, not a curated record. Bases 1 to 1077 code for a protein of 358 amino acids. The transcript is spliced from 2 exons.